Messenger RNA from Carassius auratus (goldfish), 2352 nucleotides. RefSeq names its product steroidogenic acute regulatory protein (gene star). Gene Ontology annotation, biological process: intracellular cholesterol transport; regulation of steroid biosynthetic process; steroid biosynthetic process. The record is from RefSeq and is a predicted model, not a curated record. NCBI's taxonomy places the organism in Eukaryota, Metazoa, Chordata, Actinopteri, Cypriniformes, Cyprinidae. Gene Ontology annotation, cellular component: mitochondrion. The transcript has 7 exons. Gene Ontology annotation, molecular function: cholesterol binding; cholesterol transfer activity. The coding region runs from base 874 to 1857 and encodes 327 amino acids.
CAAUUUAUGGCUGUAAUUCGCACACUUCCAGACUAGAAGGUGGUCUGAUAAAGGUUAAGGCCUAAAGUAUAAAUUACUCUGAGGGACACGGGGUUGUGGGUUAAGGUACUUCUACUCAUAAAGCCUCUUUCCAUUGCUUAAAUGUUCUUGAGCGAGUUGAUUUUACGUCAAGCUGAAAACCACGAGUCAUUAAACCAAUAUUGUCAUACAACUAGAAAAGUUUCAAUUGGCGCCGAGUCCAAGGUUGUCUCUCUGGCCUCUUCUUGUCACUGAUAGAGAACUGAAUUGUUGCAGUGUUGAUAUGGGUUUGUGUGGCAGAAUCUGAUUUGCAGAAUACAACCUGCACAAAAUUAAAAAACCAAGUCCCCAAAAGUGGUUUCUUUUUGGAGAAGCCACUAAUUGUCUUUUUGUUUUAUUUUUUUAUUUUAUUUUUUUUGAUGUCACCAAGUAAUGAUGUCAUUUUAAUUCGACCUCUUGGAGUUAUGGCGAUGAUGAUACAGGACAUUUCUGGCUAGUGAUUUGUCAUAUUGUGAACUUGACCUCCUGAGCUAAAGCUGUAAUGGAACCAGAAGAGAAUGACAUUUGUCUCAUACUGAGAGUUUCCGACUCACAUCCUAAAAUAUUUCUGUAGAUAAGUUUAGCCGCCCUGUACUGUUUGUUUUGAAAAAGAAAGAAAAAAUGCAGGCAACUUGAGUGUACUAACACUCUGUGCGGUGUUCUGUGUGGGUAGUCUUCAGGCACUGGCUGUUAUCUGUAACAACGUGUUUAUAUUGGUAACAGAUAGAGCGUCGUGUUCGCUGCACAUCCUUGACAUACAGGGUCACCCCUGUGCGUUGAGUGAUGGUGCUGUUUUAUCUGUGAGGUGACGAGAACAUGGCCUUGUCUGAAGGGGCUAUAAAGGGGCCGAAGCAGCCAACUGUUCCUCAGAUUCCACUUCUAACUCGCCGUGCCCACAUUUCACGUGUAGUCACUCAUUCAUCUAUUGAAAAAACUUUUAAAAUGUUGCCUGCGACGUUCAAACUGUGUGCUGGCAUUUCCUACAGGCACACGAGAAACAUGACCGGUCUGAGGAAGAAUGCAGUGAUUGCAAUCCAUCAUGAGCUGAACAAGCUUUCUGGACCUGGACCUAGUGCCUGGAUCAACCACAUCCGAAGAAGGAGCUCCCUUCUCAGCAGUCGGAUUGCAGAGGAGACGUACAGUGAAGCUGAGCAGUGUUAUGUGCAGCAGGGACAGCAAGCUCUGCAGAAGUCCAUCAGCAUCCUCAGUGACCAGGAUGGCUGGCAAACUGAGAUUGAGAGUGCCAAUGGUGAUAAGGUGAUGAGCAAAGUACUACCAGACAUUGGCAAGGUUUUUAAGUUAGAAGUGAUGCUGGAACAGAAGACCGAUGAACUAUAUGAGGAGCUGGUGGAUAACAUGGAACAAAUGGGGGAGUGGAACCCAAAUGUCAAACAAGUCAAGAUUCUUCAGAAGAUCGGUCAGGAUACUAUGAUCACACAUGAGGUUUCAGCCGAAACCCCUGGAAAUGUGGUGGGCCCACGAGACUUUGUAAGUGUCCGCUGUGCCAAGCGGAGGGGAUCUACAUGCUUCCUGGCUGGGAUGUCCACUCAGCACCCUGGAAUGCCUGAACAGAAAGGGUUUGUAAGGGCUGAGAAUGGACCCACCUGUAUUGUGAUGCGACCAAGUGUAGAAGAUCCCAAUAAGACAAAAUUUACCUGGUUGCUCAAUUUAGACCUUAAGGGUUGGAUCCCAAAAACCGUUAUCAACCGAGUACUUUCGCAAACCCAGGUGGAUUUUGCGAACCAUCUCAGGCACAGAAUGGCAUCCAGUGGUGGCGUGGAAGCUGCCAUUGGCUGCUGAUGUCCACAUUUAUAUCUUAAAAAAGAUGCUAUAACAAUGGCAACUCUAUUUAGGGUCAAGCUUGACCCACCCGAAACCAUCACUACCAUUUCAGCCUACUCUUGUAAAAAUGUCACACAGAUACAGAAGUUAAAUUAUCCAUCAAAACAACAAGCUGCUCUGUGUUCAAGCCUCUCUAUUUAAAAUGUUUUCACAUGCACAGAACUGUAAUGACUCAGAAUGGAUGCUGGAGGUUGCUGGGUCAUUCCAGUGGAGAUUUCAACCCGAGGAUAAACUCAGUCUACUUCCUCUGCCACCUUCAUUUUGUGGCUUGAACUUAAUUUAAUUCACUCGCAUACUUCUGCAGAACACCACUGACCAUUAAUUUUUGGGCUUGUUAGUUCCUGUUUUAUCAUUGUUUGUAAAAAAAAAAAGAUAAAAAUAAGUAUUUAUUUUAAGUUAAUUUUAAUAUUGCAUCACCCUGGAAAAGGAUGUCUGCUUAGUGAAUAUUCAUUA